Messenger RNA from Entrophospora sp. SA101, 396 nucleotides. The record is from the annotation of a GenBank genome assembly. NCBI's taxonomy places the organism in Eukaryota, Fungi, Glomeromycota, Glomeromycetes, Entrophosporales, Entrophosporaceae.
AUGUAUACCCAAGAGUUAGAAUAUACUAAAGAAACAAUUACCGCUAAGCAAUUAUCCAAACUAUCUAAUCAUUGGAGAAAGCCAAAAGUAUAUAACCCCAAAACGAACCGCAUGAUUGCAAUCGAUGGACCAACAUAUAAUAAAAUGAUACGUGAUGGAUAUGUGCAUUGGGAAGAAGAAGGACUCUUGAUUCCUCCAUCACCAUUCGAGAAUUAUAUUAGCGGAGCAAGCACAGACACGAAGUGUCAUUAUUCCAUAAUAGCUUCGUCCCCAAAAGAUUUAGAAGAAGAAAUUAUCAGAGAGAUAGCAAAACGAAUCUUGCAAAAUAGAUAUGGGUUUAGUGUGAAUCAAGUAAAUGCCUUAUUCUCUACUCAGGAAAACGAAAGGAAUAAAUGA